Anopheles aquasalis is the source of this 1448-nucleotide messenger RNA. Its product is annotated as vesicular integral-membrane protein VIP36. Gene Ontology annotation, biological process: endoplasmic reticulum to Golgi vesicle-mediated transport. The record is from RefSeq and is a predicted model, not a curated record. Gene Ontology annotation, molecular function: D-mannose binding. NCBI's taxonomy places the organism in Eukaryota, Metazoa, Arthropoda, Insecta, Diptera, Culicidae. Gene Ontology annotation, cellular component: endoplasmic reticulum membrane; COPII-coated ER to Golgi transport vesicle; Golgi membrane.
CUUCACAACAUUUGACGCUUCGAGAAAAACCCAAAAAUCACAAGAGCAUCAAUCAAGGAGCUGAAUCGGUUUCGCUUCUAUUUCGACGAGUACGCAAAGCCCCACGCGUAUACCCAUAGAUAUUUAAGAGGACGAAUCGAGCGAGAGUGUGGCCAGUGAUUGGAAUAAGCAACGGCGAGGGUAGCAAGAGGCCGACCAAACCACACACAGGCAUGUACGGCCACAGCAAAAAUCGAGACUUCUUCCCAGCGGCCCUGAUCACCGGUUUCCUGGUGACGACGCUUUUCGUUCGCCAGAGCGUGCAGCAGAACGACUACAAUGAUUACCUGAAGCGCGAACACUCUUUGUUCAAACCCUAUCAAGGUUCCGGUAUGACCAUACCGUACUGGGAUUUCAUCGGGACCACGUUUGUGACGAACUCGUACGUGCGCCUUACGCCUGACCUGCAGUCGAAGAAUGGGGCCAUUUGGAAUCAUGUGCCCUGUACAUCGAUAAACUGGGAACUGCAGUUGAACUUUAAGGUCCAUGGCCAUGGUAAGGAUCUGUUCGGCGAUGGGUUCGCGCUAUGGUAUGCCCGGGACCGGCUACAGACGGGCCCGGUGUUUGGCAGCAAGGACAACUUCCUCGGGCUCGCCAUCAUCCUCGACACGUACAGCAACCACAAUGGGCCACAUAACCAUCAGCAUCCGUACAUUAGUGCCAUGGUGAACAAUGGUAGCCUUUCGUACGAUCACGACCGCGACGGAACCCACACACAGCUGGCCGGCUGUGAGGCAAAGUUCCGCAACGUCGAGUUCGAUACUCAGCUCAGCGUCCGGUACGAGAACGACGUGCUGACCGUGUCGACCGAUCUCGAGAACAAGGGCAGCUGGAAGGAGUGUCUGCGGGUGGAGGGCGUGAAGCUACCGACCGGGUACUACUUCGGUGCGUCCGCCACCACCGGCGAUCUGUCGGAUAACCAUGACAUCAUAUCGAUCAAGUUCUACGAGCUAGAAGCUCCCUCGCUACUGGCCGAAGAUCGUCGCCAGAUCGUACCGUCGGCGGCCACUUUCGAAGCACCGCGCGAACACAGGGACGACCCGAAGCAGGGUAUGUCGAAUGUGAAGAUUUUCUUCCUCAUCCUGCUGAUGAUGUUGAUCGUCGUCGUGCUUGUCGUGAUCGGUAUCAUGUUCUAUCAGAAACACAAAGAGAACGCCCGGAAACGCUUCUACUAAGCCUCCCGGCGGUGCAGCAUGGCAGCCGAAAGUGUGUUUGCGUGUAUGUGUACAUGUGGCGGCAUAACGGACGCAGGAUGAUAAGAACUGUAUGGUCAAGGGCACGCUACAAAGAGCGGGCAACACAUACCAAACGAAUAGGAGUUUUAAAUUGAUUUGUAUCUCGAGGUUUAAACGCCCCUCUCUUCAUCCCCCCCAAAAAAAAAGCAGACGCCAUCCGCCAGCGAAAAUUCC